This is a messenger RNA of Rotaria socialis, 780 nucleotides long. Lineage: Eukaryota; Metazoa; Rotifera; Eurotatoria; Philodinida; Philodinidae. The record is from the annotation of a GenBank genome assembly.
AUGGAUUCAACAAUUAUUCGAUGCAAUCUUCCAAGGACAGAUCGUACUAUAGAAUUGGAAGGAGUAAGAAAAUCGCUUGCUUCUCCAAGUGCCGGUGUAUAUUGUUUGACAAAUGCAAGUCAAACAGACUGGAAUGUUGCAACAAUACAACAAGUACUCGCAACUGAGCUUGAUGUGAUGAAACACAAAGGAACUCAAUAUUUUAAUGUCAAAGGUUAUUGCCAUGUAACAAAUCAAAGAUGUGCAGUCUACAUAUGUUGCCCAAUUGAAAACUGUAAUAAAAAAUUAGAUGAUAUAGGAAAUUGUGUGUUUUUUUGCCAAAAAUGUAAAAGCCAGCAAAAAGAUUUUAAAUGGGGAUAUUGUUUGACGUGUUAUAUUGUUGAUCAAACAGGAAAAAUGUAUGUACACAUACUUGGUUCAACCGCUGAACAUCUACUUGAGAUUAAAGCUGAUUUAUUUCACCAGUAUCAAGAAGAUUCUGAUACAACGAAAUAUGAAAACAUAUUAAUGCAAGCAGCUGCAAAGAGUCGAAUAUUAAAAAUAUGUUCAAAAGCAGUUGAAUACAAUAUGGAACUUUUAGAAGAAUCUGGAAAAUGUGAAAAACGUUCACCAUUAUGCGUAAAUUCUCCAUUGAUAGCGAUGGAUGAAGAAUGUUGUCACCCAUGUAGCCGAUUUUACGAAAUAAUGGACAUUGCAAUGCAUUAUUUUCCUAUAGAGAUGCAAUGGAUGCAAUUACAUGAUAAUGCAACCUAUUUAAUGCAUUAUAAUGUAUUAGGAUGA